GCGACCCUUAGGUGACCCAACAAGCUUCCUUUUCUUUUCUCUUGACCGAGUCUAUUAUCACAGAGACUGGAUAAGUACUGCCUUGGACAUGGCUUUGCCUCCAGUCUCUUCUCUUACCUAGGCUUGCUCACUGUUAAUUGCACUUCCUGGGUUUUGAGGUGGGGGUCAGAUUCCAGAAGCCCCCCCCCCCAGGAAGAUGGGAGACCUCGCCACUACCCUGUCCUAUUCUUUGUAACUAAGAACCAGUGGGGGGGGGUGUGGCCUAAUGACUCUCAUAGUUAUAAAUAGUAUGGGGGGGAAGGGGAGCAAGGCCUUGGCUCGGAGCCCAGCAAGUGCUUAAGUGCUUAGCACCCCCCCUCUUCAUCCCCAGCACACACCAGGGAUCCUGAUGUGGACAAAGGCCAAGGGGACCUGGAGAUGGUUGCCAUGGGGGGCGGGGAGGUGGUUGCCAUGGAAGCCCCUAGCAGUCUGGCAUAUCACCCAAAGGCCUGUGGAUGUGCCCCUAGCUGACUCUGAGCACCUAACGGCUCUAUUGAAACAGCACCUUGCAGAGAUGCAGAGGUGCUGACACAGACACGGUGCCUGAGGCUUGCUGUGGCCAGCACCUCUAUCCUCCAGGCCCAAGCUCAUCUCUCAGGCCCAAGCCUUCACCAAGUUGAUCCCCAAAGUUCCCUUCCCAGACUGAGCAUCACGCUGAACAAAUCUCCUUAUAGCUCCUACUACCAUCUUAAGCUACCCUCAUCCCCUUAGGAGACCUACCCCCUAUACACACACACACACACACACACACACACACACACACACACACGCACACACCCCUUGUGGCCUCCAGGUCUGACCACCAGUCCCAGGCUAGCCUGCUAAAAUGCCAGAUUUGGUUGCCAUAGCGUCUCCAGGGAGACCAUGCUGGAUUAUAAUUAGAUCAGCUGCCUCCUGCUCUUCACUUGGAGGGGCCUAGGCCAAAGCUGGAACCCCAGCUCUCCUAGCUCCCACUUCAGAUGGGCAGCAAAGUUUUUAAUAAAUGGUAUGGUGUAUGCCCUGGGGGGAAUGGGUCCUGACACGGCCCCCCAGGCCCAGGUACUGGUCUACGAGUCCCGCCGGGACCGCUGGCUUUCGCUACCCUCCAUGCCUACACCCUGCUACGGGGCCUCCACCUUCCUGCACGGGAACAAGAUCUACGUCCUGGGAGGUCGCCAGGGCAAGCUCCCAGUGACUGCUUUUGAAGCUUUUGAUCUGGAGACACGUACAUGGACCCGACACCCAAGUCUGCCCAGUCGCCGAGCUUUUGCUGGCUGUGCUAUGGCGGAAGGCAGUGUCUUUAGCCUGGGUGGCCUGCAGCAGCCUGGCCCCCACAAUUUCUACUCCCGCCCGCAUUUUGUCAACACUGUGGAGAUGUUUGACCUGGAGCAUGGAUCCUGGACUAAGCUGCCUCGUAGCCUGCGGAUGAGGGAUAAAAGGGCGGAUUUUGUGGUUGGCUCCCUUGGGGGCAACAUUGUGGCUAUUGGGGGUCUUGGGAACCAGCCGUGCCCCUUGGCCUCUGUGGAGAGCUUCAGUCUUGCACGGCGACGCUGGGAGGCACUGCCUGCCAUGCCUACAGCCCGAUGCUCCUGUUCCAGCCUGCAGGCUGGGCCCCGACUAUUUGUUAUUGGGGGUGUGGCCCAGGGCCCGAGUCAAGCUGUGGAAGCACUGUGUCUACGUGAUGGAGUCUGAAGACCUGGUGAGACCUGUCUACCAGGACAGCUCAGUAUAGAAGCAGAUCAGGCUCCUUCUACCUGCUGAGGGGGCUCCCUAUGGCUCUGUGGGACGAGGGAGGCACAGGAGAGGGCACCUGAGUUACUGCCUUAGGGACUUGCAUUGGGGAGCCCUUGUCAUUAGCACAGGACACACAUGCUCACACCUAUUUUAUCACCAUCCACUACGAACCAUAGCUAGCCCCACCCAUGCCCUAGGAGUUACUAGGCCCCCGGUCAGCUCUGACAAGUGAGACACAGGGCAUUGGCCUCAUGGUCUACAGCUUAGGACCGAAGAGCUGACCAGGCCCUCUCUAGUGGCCAGUCUGGAAAAGUCUGAGCUUCCAGUCUUCCUUGGGGGUUCCUGUGGACCUCAGGAGUAUUCUGAGGAUGGAAGUCACAGAAGAAAUGGAGGAGAGGGGGUUGGGGAUUUAGGUCAGUGGUAGAGCACUUGCCUAGCAAGUGCAAGGCCCUGGGUUCGGUCUCCAGCUCCGAAAAAAAAAAAAAAAAAAAGAAAUGGAGAAUGUGGGGACUGCCGUGGGGGGGCCAGAGGAUCCCUGGCCUUACUGUCUGUACUACGGCUUGUGUGACCUGGGGCAGGUCAUUUCACCUCUCUGUGCCUCAGUAUCCUCAACUGUAAAUGGGGAUCUCUGAAAUUUUCCUGCCCAACCUACCUCACAGGGCUGUUGGGAGGACCCAGGGAGUUUUGAUGUAGAAAUAAAAAUACUACUCAA
Molecule: messenger RNA, 2464 nt
Organism: Rattus norvegicus (Norway rat)
Lineage: Eukaryota; Metazoa; Chordata; Mammalia; Rodentia; Muridae
Source: RefSeq, a predicted model, not a curated record